Quercus robur (English oak) is the source of this 1393-nucleotide messenger RNA. RefSeq lists its product as uncharacterized. The record is from RefSeq and is a predicted model, not a curated record. NCBI's taxonomy places the organism in Eukaryota, Viridiplantae, Streptophyta, Magnoliopsida, Fagales, Fagaceae. Gene Ontology annotation, cellular component: membrane. The transcript has 9 exons. The coding region runs from base 322 to 1146 and encodes 274 amino acids.
CAAACGGGUGUGUAUAUAUAUAUCUGUGAGUCAGAGACGCAAAGACUGAGAGACAGAACGAACAUUUUUGUUUGAGGCCUCGCAUUAUUGUUGUUGUUACUUGGAAAAUUGAUAACAUUAAAGCCAAAUUAUCCAAAUCUACUGUGCAUUUUUUUUGGAUUUUUUCCGAGUGUUACAAAAAAAAUCUCAAACAAAACCAAAUAAAAGGUGAAAAAUCUGGCAAACCUUGGUGGAUUGAGGGCUCGCUUGUCGCUGAAGCAAGCAAUCUCCGACUACAGCGUUGACGACGAGGAGUGUAGGCCUUGGCGUCGCAGGCUUUUCAUGGCGUUCACAUGGGGUUCAGCGCUCAGGAUCACACUUAUCUUACUCCUCUUCGCUGCGGUGGUCACCGCUUGUUUCACUUUCCCCAUUGAAAAGAUUCUGAAGAACUUCUUAUUAUGGGUUGAGCAAGAUCUUGGACCUUGGGGUCCACUUGUGCUGGCUGUUGCAUACAUUCCCCUGACAGUCUUGGCAGUUCCAGCAUCAGUACUAACUCUUGGUGGUGGUUAUCUUUUUGGGCUGCCCGUGGGCUUUGUGGCUGACUCGAUUGGUGCCAGUAUUGGUGCAGGGGCUGCAUUUCUUCUUGGAAGAACAAUUGGAAGAUCAUUUGUUAUUUCCAAGUUGAAGGAUUAUCCACAGUUUCGGUCAAUUGCGAUUGCAAUUCAUGGUUCUGGAUUCAAGAUUGUUUUGCUGCUUCGGCUUGUUCCCUUACUGCCAUUUAACAUGUUGAAUUACCUCCUGUCUGUGACUCCCGUUCCACUAGGGGAAUACAUGCUGGCUUCCUGGUUGGGAAUGAUGCCAAUAACACUCGCAUUAGUUUAUGUUGGAACAACUCUCAAGGAUCUUUCUGAUGUAACACAUGGAUGGAGCGAGUUUUCGAAGACUCGUUGGGCAUUUAUCAUAUUGGGCCUUGCAGUAUCUGUGGUUUUGAUGGUUUGUGUUACUAAAGUUGCCAAGGCUGCUUUAGAAAAAGCUUUGGCUGAAAAUGAGGAUAUUGAUGGCGUUUUAGCAUCACCACAGCUACCCAUUGUAGCUGAACCACCUGUGGAUCUCAACCAGCCUCUCAUAAUCAAGAUAGACCCUUCUGAAGACAAUCAUGAAAAAUGAAAUUAAUGUUGUGUGUAAAUUCUUCCCCUACCUUCUUUUAUAAGGCCAUGUCUGUCUUAUUAUUUGCGGCAUUUGGAGCUUUUGAUCCAUGAUCUGUAUAGUCCCUUCUUUUAGUAAUUUAGUUUCAACAGAAAUGGCCGAUUUUAAAAUUAAGAAUGUACUAUAAUUCAAGUGUAGCUCGUGUCUGAAAUUGGAAAAUAAAGGUCAAAGGAGUUAAUGAAAGUAUGGAUUUGAACUUUGAAUUUUA